Messenger RNA from Dichomitus squalens LYAD-421 SS1, 381 nucleotides. RefSeq lists its product as uncharacterized. The transcript is spliced from 3 exons. The annotation marks the transcript as partial. Lineage: Eukaryota; Fungi; Basidiomycota; Agaricomycetes; Polyporales; Polyporaceae. The record is from RefSeq and is a predicted model, not a curated record.
AACAGUGUAUUUAACUCCUUGACUUCUGAUGCCGGUUCCAUCUUCUCCGAAGGAACCUCGGGGGCCGCUUCCGUGUUCACCGAUGUGACAUCGUUUGCUGGAGGUGUUGCCAGUCAUCAUGUAGCUAUUGGUGGUGAGGUUGCGACUGUUAUUACCUCCGCAGGUGGCAAGGCGAUCACACUGGCCACCAGCGGCGCGGGUGUCGUCACCAGUUUUGCUGGCUCCGAGUACACUGUAGCCACCGCUGCAGUUGGCACCGCUGCAACAGGCACGGGCAACGCGGCUCUUGGCAUGCACGCGCUCUCCAUAUCGACACCGCUCCUCGUGGGCUUACUGGCGGUCUUCGCGAGUAUCUUCACCGGGGCAUGGGUCGCUCUGUAA